UUCCUUUUCUCUUUAGGUAUGACAGUAAUGAUCUUCUCUCUAACUCUCGGAACUCUUGUUGGCAAUCUUUGGACAGAGCUUGAUUGGCUUCCACAGCUUGGUAUCUUCCAUGCGCUUGUAGGGAUUGGGGCGCUUCUUUCCCGGAUUUGGCAUAAACUCAAUCAAUGCCCUUCUGAUCCAAAAGAGCGUGUACAUCGUUCGCGUCUCUACAUUGCUUUGCUGGCUUUGGGGUUUUGCCUUGGACGUUUGUGUAGUUAUUUGUUGCCAGUGAUAGCACCGAGAUUGCUUGCUCCGUUCGUGAUUGCCUUUUUGAUUGAUAACAAGCUGAAGUUGACUCGCGGUGGUCGUGUUGAAUUCUUCAUUGCCUUUGCUGUGCUGAUGAUUGUGGGGAGUUGGCUUCUUCUGUUUGUGUGCAGACAGACUAGCUAUUUCAAUAUCCUUCUACUGUUCAUUGUAAUUGCUGUCAAGAUUGGCUUCUUCUAUGGACACUUCCAAAUCAUCUACUAUAUCCACUGUGCCCACACGGACGAACUUCGCAAACAAAAGGAGGCAUCAACAAAAGAAGAUAAGGCCAAAACCCCUCCAGACCAACCGCCAAAGGGUGGAUGUUGCAGUGGAGAUGGAAGCGCCGCUCCUGAAGAGGAAAAGAAUAUUGGCUUUGAUCAAUGGAAAUGUAUUAGCCACUUCUCGUAUAUUCUGGCUUCUGUUGUUGUCGAUACGUUGAUGGCCUUUUUUCUUGGAUAA
Messenger RNA from Meloidogyne enterolobii, 744 nucleotides. NCBI's taxonomy places the organism in Eukaryota, Metazoa, Nematoda, Chromadorea, Rhabditida, Meloidogynidae. The record is from the annotation of a GenBank genome assembly.